Miniopterus natalensis is the source of this 897-nucleotide messenger RNA. It is a transcript of the gene TMEM176B, whose product is annotated as transmembrane protein 176B. The record is from RefSeq and is a predicted model, not a curated record. NCBI's taxonomy places the organism in Eukaryota, Metazoa, Chordata, Mammalia, Chiroptera, Miniopteridae. Gene Ontology annotation, cellular component: membrane. Gene Ontology annotation, biological process: negative regulation of dendritic cell differentiation.
CCUCCCGCUCAAAAGCAGGUCCUCAGCUCCGUGUCUGCAGCAACCAGCCCUGCUCUGUGGGGUGCCGACUCCCAGGGGACAACAGAUAGGAUGACCCACUACACGGUGACCGUGAAUGGGGCGGACAUGGCCUCUGCGCUGUCCCAGCCCACCCACAUCAACAUCCACAUCCACCAGGAAUCGGUUUGGACACAACUGCUGAAAUCUGGGGGCUCCCUGAAGGAGCUCUUCGCUGGCCCUCGGGGCACUGGCCCUCCCACAGCCAGGAUAAGCCAGGGGCUGCUGGCAGGAGGGGUGACCCAGAUAUUACUGGGGGCUGUGAGCUGUGCCUUUGGAGUGCUUCUGUACUUUGGGCCCUGGACCGAGCUGCGUGGCUCAGGCUGUGCCUUCUGGGCAGGAUCUGUGGCUAUUGCAGCAGGAGUUGGAACCCUUGUCCAUGAGAAGCACCGGAGCUUGCUUUCAGGCUGGGCGUCAGGUUUGCUUACCUUGGCUGGCAUUGCCACGGGCGUGGCUGCUGUUGUCUUCUCUGUGAACAGCAUCAUCUGGGAGAGCGAUGACCUCUUCAGUUCCGUGUGUGACCUCCCAGUCCCUGCCACCACAAUCAUGGAUUACCAAUGGAUGCAGAGAGACACUGACUCAGUGUGGCAGAAGGCUAGGUGUAAAAUCUCCAUGCACUUACUGAGGAAAUUGUUCCUAGGAAUCCGUAUUCUGCUCCUGGCUGUCUGUGCCCUUCAGGUCAUUGUAUCCUUGGCUUCCCUCAGCCUGGGUCUUCAAAGCUUGUGUGGCCAGAGCUCCCAGCCCACGGGUGAGGAAGAGUCUGAGAAGAAGCUGCUGGGGGAGAAUUCAGUGCCUCCCUCCCCAUCCAAGGAGAAGACCACACCUGCCAUGGUCCUGUGA